UGCACGGCGCAGCUGGAGCAUAUGGGUGGAGAUCUGGCUCGCCCUGAGUUAAUGGUUAUAUUCCUGUCCAUUCCCAGUCCCGUGCUCUUUGAACGCUGGUGACGCUCGUUCCUCAGUCUUAUACACCUACCGAUUAACAUACGUUGACGGUUUCCGAAACACAUACGCCAUCACGAUGAGGUCCCCGCCGCCCGAGGUCCUUGCGACAUGGCCCAAGCCGAACUACGUCGACCCGACCACGAGGGGUUCGGGUUUGAUGAUAGUCGAGUUGACACUAUUACCGAUUGCUAUGAUUGUUGUAUUUCUCCGACUUUGGGUACGGAUAGCAUGGUUGAAGAAGAGCUGGUAUGACGACUACCUCAUGAUUGUGGCAAUGGUCUUCAGCAUCGGCACAACAGUCAUUGUCAUUAUGGCAUCCCAACUCUAUGGUUGGGAUCGCCACGUUUGGGACCUCACACCGCACGAGAUGAUGGUUGGUAGACAGGCAUCCAUGGCAGGUCAGACAUUAUUCGUCCUUGCUUCUUCCACGGUCAAGAUGUCUAUCCUCGUAUCGUACUUUCGCAUCGCACCAGAAAAGUCACUGUUCCGCAAGCUCGUCUGGGCAACCUUUGCGCUUGUAUUCGCCGCCUUUGUUGUCUUCCUAGUUGCACUCUGGGUACAAUGCAUUCCAAUCUCCAGCUACUGGGAGCUCAAAGCCGACCACCGUGACUGCAUUCCUGAGGGACCACCACUAGUCGUCCAAAGUGUACUCAACGUGGUGACCGACUUUAUGAUCUACGCACUUCCGAUCCCUACGCUAUUCACACUCUCGCUACCAUGGACUCAACGCGUCGGCCUUGUCGUUCUCUUCUCCGUCGGUGGCGUCAUUGUCGUUGCGAGCAGCUUCCGAGCCUACUGGGUCCACUACACACUCUUCGAGACAUAUGACUCCACUUGGGAAGGAUACCAGAUCUGGCUUUGGACCGCCGUUGAAACAAACGUCGGUGUCAUCUGCGGGUGUAUCCCAGCGCUCAAGCCAUUACUCUUCCCCCACCGGGCAAGAGCGCAGGGUUCCAAGUACGGCAACAACUCGCAGAGCAGCAAAAGGAAGGAAAAGAUUACCCCUGUCAUCGACCAAGUCGAGAUGGAUACCCGAAAACUCACGGACAACGAUGAGACGCGGCCCGGGACCGCCAUUGCUCCGGUGCAUUACCGUCCCCUCUCGGAACGACCGAUGAGCGGCGAUACCGAUAAGAGUCGGUUUGAUAUCGAUAUAGAGCAGCAAAAAGCUUUCAUGUACUGAUCGCGUGGCGCAGUAUUUUCCAUUAUCUCUUAGUCUAAUAUGCACAUCCGUUCAGCGAGCGAUGUUCCAACGUCCAGUAGCUGGUAGACCCACAAAGGGCACCUUCUACGCAACUCACCU
Messenger RNA from Alternaria alternata, 1402 nucleotides. Its product is annotated as integral membrane protein. Lineage: Eukaryota; Fungi; Ascomycota; Dothideomycetes; Pleosporales; Pleosporaceae. The record is from RefSeq and is a predicted model, not a curated record. The transcript is spliced from 4 exons. The coding region runs from base 176 to 1282 and encodes 368 amino acids.